Sander lucioperca (pikeperch) is the source of this 5940-nucleotide messenger RNA. It is a transcript of the gene znf532, whose product is annotated as zinc finger protein 532. Bases 696 to 4562 code for a protein of 1288 amino acids. NCBI's taxonomy places the organism in Eukaryota, Metazoa, Chordata, Actinopteri, Perciformes, Percidae. The record is from RefSeq and is a predicted model, not a curated record. The transcript is spliced from 11 exons.
CAUGAAUGGAGACAACGUGACGUCGUGACUAUGACUCUGUUCGGGGUGGGGGAGCAUAGCAACCUCAGCCUCCUCUCCUGCACGGAAUCUGUCAGAGGCGGGGGGCACCAUGAGGGCCUAUUAUGAUGCACAAAUCUAACUGCCUUGCAGUGUAUAAAUUGCAUUUGUGUUGUCUGAUGAAUACAUCUGGCUUGAUCCUUUACAUAAUGAAGGCUAAUUAGUUUAUGCUGCAGCAUUCAUGGCUCUUUGAUAGGUCUGCCAGAUGUAUCAAGGACUGGUAGCAGGCCAAAGAGAGACAGCCUUAUUCAGCUGAAAGCCUCUCUCUGCAGUCUCCCAGCUGCUGCUGCUGCUCCAGAGCCAGAGUGGAGAGUCCCCUCGCCCCCCUGCACAGACAGAGACAAAAGGCCUGAUUCGCCUGCUGAACACUGCCCCCUUUCUCUGUCCGUCCCUUCAUGCACGGCCGUAGUGGUGGUGGUGGUGGCGGGGGCUUUAGGAGAAAACGAGGCCCGGACUGGGACUAAUAUCUAGGACUGACCCAGUGAAGGAGAGUGGAAGAGGGGGAGGGGAGGAGGAUGAUGGGGGCUGGAAUGGUUGGGGCUGAGUAAAGGCAGGUGCUGAGGCCUCUACAGGAAGACUUUUUCUCUGAGUGGGAAAUUUGACAAGGGUGAUCCCCUCAUCAGAAUAGGAGCAGGACCAUGGGAGAUAUGAAAACGCCAGACUUCGAUGACCUGCUGGCGGCCUUCGACAUCCCCGACAUGGUGGAUCCUAAAGCUGCUAUUGAAUCUGGCCCCAACAAUGACCAUGAUGGACAGGUCAAGCAACCUAGUGGUCGGGUGACUACCAAUGAAGACGAGUCCCACAACCCCUCAACAGGACAAGACAUUGGCGUUAGUGUCAUUGUCAAGAACAUCCAAAAUACAGACACUAGUAAGCAUGGUGAAAUCAUAUCAGAGGACGAUGGUCAUUUACACCCCCAACCCCAUUCUGGUGGCACUGGAAAUGGACUUCAUAAUGGCUUCUUGAAGAAUGGAUGGAUAGCUCCCAGGGAGAAAGAACUGCCAGUUAACAACCAAUCACCUACCUUCAAUCAGUUCAGCCCCAUUUCCAGUGCUGAAGAGUUUGAUGAUGAUGAUAAAAUUGAGGUAGAUGACCCCAUGGACAAACAGGGAGGUCAGUCAUUCUUUAGAUCCACUAUUGGGACAGAGGACCAGAAUCCCAAAUAUUCUGUAUCAGUUGACAAUGUUUCUCAGCCCAGAGCAAACCAAGACCAAAUCCCUGAUCAAUACAAGAACACAGAUGGCACUCUGGGAGGUUCAAAGUCUAAUGAGCCCCCUCAAUCAAGUUUACAUGAAGGUGAACAUCUAAAGGAAACUGUACCCAAGUCUCAAGGUCUGGAGUGCAAUGAAGCUGAAGAGCCAAUGGGACUUGUAAAUGUGUCCAGUAUGUCUCAAGUCAAAGCCAAGUCCUCUGCAAAACUUUCAUCUUGUAUAGCAGCCAUUGCAGCCCUGAGUGCCAAAAAGGCUUGUGCUACAGACUUGGGUAUUUUGGAUUCUCCUACAACACAAAAAGAAGCCACCCCGAUUAAUAAAAAUCCCAGAGCUCCAGAGAAGCCACACGAGCAGGAGUCAGCCCUAGAAUUUGCAAAAAGGCUACUAACAAAACAACCAGACAGUCCCUCUAGUGUCAUCAGUGAGGGUAGCAGCAAAGAUUCCCCUGCCUCAAGCACAGACACCCCGGUCAUCCCAAAAGUCAGGAUCAAAACAAUCAAGACGUCUUCCGGCCAGAUCAAGCGUACUGUCACCCGAGUUGUACCAGAGUUUGAUCCUGAAGGUCUGAAAAAAGAUGAGAAUAGCCUUCUUGUCAUUGCAACCACUAGUGCAAAUUCCUCAUCUCCUACCACAGUAUUAGCCACCACUGGAGGCCCUUCAAUUGAAAUAGCCAAGCAAAUGACUAUUAAACCAGUGGCGACAGCUUUUCUGCCUGUCUCAGCAGUCAAGACAGCCGGUUCCAAGGUCAUCAACCUGAAGUUAGCUAACAACACCACAGUCAAAGCAACAGUCAUCCCCGCUGUGUCAGUACAGAGUGCCAGCAGUGCCAUCUUGAAAGCUGCUAAUGCCAUCCAGCAACAGACUGUCAUGGUACCUGCCUCCAGUCUGGCUAAUUCCAAACUUGUGCCAAAGACUGUCCAUUUUAGUAAGCUCAAUCUUCAGCCUCAGACUGUAUCCUCUGCUGUCUGUGAUCUCAAACAAGCCCUGUCCUCCUCAAGACAUCCACAGCAAGUCAAACAGCAGACAAUUCUGGCUGGCCGGACCUCAAAGAAAGGCUCUAGGAUUCAAGUGUUCACCAGCUCUCAAAGCUCUGUAGUGGAUGCCUUCAAUAAAGUCCUGAGUAGCAUAAAUCCUGUCCCUGUGUAUGUCCCAAACCUCUCUCCGCCAACCUCAGCUUGUAUCUCGCUACCCUCACGUGGCUACAAGUGCCUGGAAUGUGGAGAUUCAUUUGCUCUUGAGAGAAGCUUGACACAUCACUAUGAACGUCGUAGUGUGCGGAUCGAGGUCACCUGUAACCACUGUGCCAAAAGUCUAGUGUUCUACAACAAAUGCAGCCUCUUGUCUCAUGCCAGGGGCCACAAGGACAAAGGGGUUGUCAUGCAGUGCUCACAUCUAAUCCUAAAACCCAUCCCUGCAGAUCAGAUGAUAACCACAUCACCCUCAUCAGGCCCACCCAGCAUUACUGGCACCACUCCCACCCCCCAAGCACAAACAUCGACAAGUCAAAUAUCAGGGAGAGUUGCUGGUGGAGGGUCCCAAAGUACAGUGAUUUCAGCUCCAUGCAGUGCUUCUCUUGUGGCAGCCAUGCCAUUAGAGUAUGAUGCAUUGAAGCUCUGCAGGCACAGUCUAAAGUGCUUGGAGUGUAACAAAAUGUUUCAGGAUGACAGCUCGCUAGCUAUGCACUACCAACAGGCACUAGAGUCCAGUGGGCAGAAAACAUGCUCCAUCUGCCAAAUGCUUCUCCCAAAUCAGUGCAGCUUUCUGUCACACCAGCGAAUCCACCAACACAAGUCUCCUUACAUCUGCCCUGAGUGUGGUGCCAGCUGCCGAUCGCUCCACUUCCAAUCACAUGUCACCAAGAACUGCCUGCAUUACACCCGUAGAGUCGGCUACCGCUGUAUCCACUGUAGUGUGAUAUUCGCUGAUGUAGCAACUCUAAAAUCCCACAUCCAGAGUUCUCACUGUGAGAUCUUCUAUAAAUGUCCUUUCUGCCCCAUGGCCUUCAAGUCUGCGCCUGCAACCCAAUCCCAUGCGAACACACAGCAUCCAGGAAUAAAGGCAGGAGAGCCCAAGGUGAUCUAUAAGUGUUCCAUGUGUGAUACCGUGUUCACUUUGCAGUCCCUGCUCUACACGCACUUCGACCAGCACAUCGUAAAUCAUAAAGUUUCAGUUUUCAAAUGCCCCGACUGCUCCAUGCACUAUGCACAGAAACAGCUCAUGUUGGACCAUAUCAAGGCCAUCCAUGGAACCCUGAAGACCAUCGAGGGUCCACCAAACUUGGGCAUACACCUCCCCCUCAGCACCAAGCCCACUAAUUCUAAUAGUGCCAACAGCAACAGCCCUAGUAAUAAUAAUAAUAAAAAAGAUGGAGGAAAUGUCAGUGGUCAAGACAAGGGAGAAAAGAGGCGUUCACCUUCACCUAUGAAGAAAACAAACAGUAACUGCUCAGCGGAUCUCAAGAACCCUCCCGGCUCAGGAUAUACAUGUAGAGACUGCAGUGGCCUCUUCAGUUCCAGGGAGGACUUUGUGGCUCACAUGAGGCGCGAACAUGGCAAGAUACUGAAGAAACACCCAUGUCGGCAGUGCGACAAGUCAUUCAGUUCCUCCCACAGUCUUUGCCGACACAACCGUCUCAAACACAAGGGACUGCGGAAGGUCUACACCUGCCCGCACUGCCCAGCUCUCAGUCAACCAUUCACUAAAAGAGUGCUGCUGGAUCAGCACAUUCAUCUAAUGCAUAAAGUCAAAGACCCAGAGAGGAAGGCGGUCAACUCUGAUAAUAUCGAGGCUUUACCUGACAAAGAAACGACCCUCAGCCCCAAAAGGAAGCCAGAAGAGGAUGAGGGGUCUCCGGGAUUGAACUGCAGGGGCUCUGACUCACAGCCUUUGAAGAGGCUCAAGGUGAACAUCCUUAAAGUUCACAAGUGUGCCGUCUGUGGCUUCACCACUGAGGACAUUGGGGCUUUCCAUGAGCACAUUCCCCAGCACAAGUCCGAUGGCUCGUCCUACCAGUGUCAGGAGUGCGGCCUGUGCUACACAUCCCACCGCUCACUGGCCCGACACCUUUUUAUCAUCCAUCGGCUGAAGGAGCCGCAGAGCCUCGCCCGAUACAACGCACGGGGCAAGGACGACGAUGAGAGUCAGAGAGAGAACCAGCUGGAUGACGGGACACCAAAUACCAAAUGCAAAGUGUGCGGGAAGAUGUUUGAAACGGAGGGAAACCUGAAUACCCACAUGAGGACACAUGGGAUGGCAUUCAUAAAGUCUAAGAGACUGAGCACUGCUGAGAAGUGACACUUUUAAACCAUUCCAUUUAAAGCACUGUAGUUUAAAACUUAGACAGUUUGUUAGCGUGCUGCAGACAACCUUCAGUAUAUUACAGUAUGCUGUAUAUACACAAUGUACAUGCAAGGUACUACAGUAUGUAUACAGUAUACACACACACAGGUAUAUGUCAUAGUCACUUUGUGUCUUUAAGUAAAUUGAACCAGAGUUUUUGUACACACAUAGAUGUUUCUAUAGGCUUUGAAUAUAUCUUUUUUAUAGAAAGAGCUUUUUAAUUUUAAACAGUUUCCAUUGUUCUCACUAGGGCUAGAUCAUGUAUGGAUAUAUUGUUGUAAUGGGAUUAAUCCUCAUACAGUCAGCAGUGUUCUGAAUUUGCAAUGCUGCUAAUGUCAAAUGAAUGUCUGAAAGAACAAUAUACAUAUAUAAAACUUUUGGGAGCCUCACGUUUCCCCAGUACAGUACAUAUUUUCCCCAGCUAAGGUCUUUUUUAAUUUCAUGGAUAACUUGCCUAAUAUUUCUUUCUGAGCUCUCCUCAGCUUCUACAAUGGUCUGGUCUCCUCCUAAUACAUCCUGAAACUAUUGAUCCUAAAACAAAAUCUCUGCAUUCAUUUUGAGAUGAAAUGAAGUGAAAAAUCAGAAGAUAUCAGACAAAGGCAAAGCCUGUUUUCAGCUGCAGCUUCAUACCACUGUGUCAAAUUAUUAUUUACAUAUCAAAUACAUACACAACAUUUUUUUACAUCAGAAACAGGAUCUUUUAAAGACAAAUAUAUGGGCCAAAUUUGUGUGUUAUAUGGCAGUUCUUUACAAGUCACAGUAAAGGUUUACCUAAAUAUUUAAAAUAAGAUAAAAAGCACUUGCCUUUCUUUUAACAGCAGCCUUCUUUACAUCAUAACUAAUGUCAUUGUUGUCAUGUUUUAAGUUUCUCUCUUGUUUCUUCAGUUUGUAGUUCUUUGGUUUAAUUAAUGUGAAAUCAUGAGUGUUCAUUGACAGGAAUAACUGGGAAAAUCUAACCUGAAGAAAGUGUAAACUUGGAAACUGAAGUAUUGAUACAAGACAACCAGAUCAAUUAAAUGAAAAAUAACUGAAAGUUGUAAGAAUCACAAUAUUGUUUUCCAUUGCUUUCUUUGUACCAAGCAUUUAAAAAAAAAAAACAGACUCUUUUCUACUCUGACAAUAAGACUUUAACUGUCCAGCGCUGUAAAACUGCAUGUAAGAAGCAGUCUGUGAAUUGUUUGUUGAUUAGAAUGUAUCUUGCUGCUGCUGUUUUAGACAUUUCUGAUGCCUGUGUACAAAUCUGUUCUUUAUGUCAAUAAAUGAAGUCACCUUCUAGCGGCAAGAUCUGAUGUCGACUGCACAUGAGACAUCAGUUCUUCUCUGUGGAAAUAUA